GGGCCGGAAGCAGCCCGGGCGGAAGAGGAAGCGAGGCGCUGAGGCGCAAUAGGCAGCGGCCCAAGCGCGGCUGCCGGCGAUGAAGGUUCUCCGAGCGCCCGGGGCGGUGUGGGGCCUGGCCUUGGUGCUGUGGCAGCUGGGCCCGGCGGCGCGGGCGAUGGACCCGAUCACGAUGGGCAUCGCGCUGGCCGGCACCGCCUCGGCCCUCACCGGCCUCAUCUCCCUCCCGAGGCUCUAUUGCUACUUCGCCGAAUGCUGCCUGGAGAGGCCGCCGCCGCCGCAGGUCGGGCGAGAUCUUAAGGACAAUCUGGGGAAAAAAGUCUUCGGACAACACCUGGUGUCGGAGGUGAUUGUGAAAGCUGUGACGGGGUUUUUGGCCAACCCGAAUCCGAAGAAACCCCUGGCGCUCUCUCUGCACGGGUGGACGGGGACGGGCAAAAACUUCGUCAGCAAGAUUGUGGCAGAAAGCCUUUACGACGAAGGGCUGAAGAGCAAAUACGUCCACCAGUUCGUGUCCACUCUGCACUUCCCACAUCAGCAGAACAUCAGCCAUUACAAGGACCAGCUGCAAACGUGGAUUCGUGGCAACGUGAGUGCCUGUGGCAGGUCGAUCUUCAUAUUUGACGAAAUGGAUAAAAUGCACGCCGGGCUCAUAGACUCCAUCAAGCCUUUCCUGGAAUAUUAUGAAGAAAUAGACGGCAUCUCGUAUCGAAAAGCCAUUUUCAUUUUCCUCAGCAAUGCUGGAGCUGAAAGAAUAACCGAAGUGGCUCUCGAUUAUUGGAAGAGUGGGAAGAAGAGGGAAGAGAUUCCUCUGCAUGUUUUGCAACAGCAAUUGUCAAAUUCCGUGUUUAAUAACAAAAAUAGUGGGUUUUGGCACAGCAGCCUGAUCGACCGAAAUGUAAUCGAUUACUUUAUCCCCUUCCUGCCUCUGGAAAUCAACCACGUGAAAAUGUGCAUCAGGUCUGAACUGGAAUCGCGGGGCCACGCAGUAAAUGAAGACGUGGUCUCUCGGGUGGCCAAUGAGAUGACCUAUUUCCCCAAAGAGGAGAAGAUCUAUUCUGACAAAGGAUGCAAGACAGUUUACACAAAAUUAGAUUUCUACUACGACGUCUAAAAUUGGUUUUCGCUUGCAACUUCAGAGGAAGGGGAGGGGGAAAUGAAUCCGUUCAGAGGACCAAAUCUCUCUCUCUCUCUCUCCCCCUCCCCUAAGAUUUUAACCUAUGUAAACAGGACAAUUAAUUGAGAUUGGGGGAGAGCUGGGAUUUUGGAAAUCUAAAAUUGUGGCUCGUUCGUUAAGAGAAGAGUUUCUCGGUCCAUCCGUUGAAAAAUUGUUUUUAAUCAUGACUGCGUUUUGGUCCACGUCACGAGAUCUUUAGGGAACACAUCCUUCUAUCUGGAAGUGAAAAUGGUUCUAACUAGAUAACGGUUGGUACGCAAAGUAUUCUGAUUUUUCUUUUCUUUUUGAAACGUUUGUGACUCUUAAGAAAUGAAGGAAUGUUUUUGAAUCCGUGCAUUUUUUUUAAAUAUUCUACAAAUGAACAGUUGGAAUCUUUCCAGCAAUCUUGAGCUAACGUAGUACACUUCAUUAGAAAUGAUUCUUUGGGUAUCCUUCGAUCUGCUUUUUAAAAGCCUUUAUUCUGUAUCGAGAUCAAGAGUUGGUGCUAAAAAAAAAAAAGAAGAAAGAAAAAAAAUAAUCUAAGUGAUCUAGCGCUGUCAGAAUUGUCAAGCAACAAAAGAUUUGACACUCUUUCAGGGAGAUAUUUUUCCUCACUGGAAUAAAACACAGCUGGCCAUCUUAACUACUGCCGGGGCUGAACAGCCGACGUAUUCCAAGUAUUCUGAGAAUCACCUGCAAUUCCUUGAAGCAAGAACUUCUCAGAACCAAUUCUAAAAAUGUUGCCUUCAUGCCAAGAGACAGAAUUUCUGAGAAUAUUUUAAUGUUGGGGGUCUCUGCCAUCACUCGCAAAAAUGUACUUUUCCCCCAGCCAUCCAAAUAAAAUGGCUUUGUGAAGCAGUAACAAGAAGGUAUUCAUCUCUUUGUUGAACGUUCUGGAAUAUUUUUGUGAAUAAAGAAAAGCCAGUUGAUUUAA
Thamnophis elegans (Western terrestrial garter snake) is the source of this 2090-nucleotide messenger RNA. RefSeq names its product torsin-1A-like. Lineage: Eukaryota; Metazoa; Chordata; Lepidosauria; Squamata; Natricidae. Gene Ontology annotation, biological process: nuclear membrane organization; protein localization to nucleus. Gene Ontology annotation, molecular function: ATP hydrolysis activity; ATP binding; kinesin binding. The transcript is spliced from 5 exons. The coding region runs from base 80 to 1114 and encodes 344 amino acids. The record is from RefSeq and is a predicted model, not a curated record. Gene Ontology annotation, cellular component: endoplasmic reticulum lumen; endoplasmic reticulum; nuclear envelope.